Caenorhabditis elegans is the source of this 1164-nucleotide messenger RNA. RefSeq names its product CUB-like domain-containing protein (gene F55G11.8). Lineage: Eukaryota; Metazoa; Nematoda; Chromadorea; Rhabditida; Rhabditidae. The record is from RefSeq and is marked reviewed. The transcript is spliced from 8 exons. The coding region runs from base 76 to 1101 and encodes 341 amino acids.
AUGCUUUUUCUGAAAACAUUGUCAUCCAGGUUGUGUUUAUAUAUUCAGUUCCAGAACGUGAAAGUUCUCAACAAAAUGUUACAAAAAUUAUUAAUUUAUUUGGCUAUUGCUGCUAUAGUUUCGGCUACGGGAAAUGGUUGCAAACUUGGUAAUGCAAUCAAUAAGCCCGUUAUUGAUGGUCAGCCUUUUUAUUGGCCAGCUUCAUGGAACGAAACCCAACCAGCUCCUCAGCUUGAGAAGGAGCAGUCGUGCAGUUGGAUUGUGACAAUUCCACGUGGAUAUUAUGCAAAACUGAUAAUCAGUGGAAAGACAACUGACAAGGAUUCAAGAUUCCAAACUGUCGAUUCUGCAGGAAAUCUUAUUCAAACAACCCACGAGAAAAUGGAACCUUAUUACUUUCCGGCUUCAAAGUUCACUCUUGCUGUCUCCAACGAAGGAUUUGCUACACUUGGUUUCAAAGUUGUCUGGUUUCCUCUUCCAUCAGUGAAUACCAACUAUGGCGUUGGAGCUGUUGGAGCAGUUUUGGAUGUAACAAAUGAGGUUCUUGCCAUUGAAUAUGGUUCAACUGGUGGACUCACUUUAAUGGCCUUCCCUGCAGACGAUAAAAAAUAUCAUUCGUUGAGAAGCGCUCUCAUAUUCGAAGGAAAUGGUCUGCAAAGUGGAAACUACAUUUCGAAUCUUUACUUACUCUACCAGUCGAAGAAGCAAUGGGUAUCAAGUCAAGACAGUAUUGUAAUAGUGAACCUCGACGCUAGUCAGGUUAACGAUAAACUUCUCAUCCAAGCAUCUAGAUACUUGACUGGAAUCAGUGAGACGGUGGAAAUCCACCCGCAGUUGAACUCAACCUAUAAUGUAACUGUAAACGGAGGGACACGCAUGUCUUCUCUUGUUGCUGUUUCCGAUAUCACAAUGCACAUGGUUGAUGUUCAGAUGAAAGAUGAAUCUACCGUCACAGUCUACGAUGGUUCUCCAAGCGCAUUUACAUUUGAUAAAACCUAUACCAAAACACAACUUAAGAACGCAUUCCCACUGUCGUUCGGCGGAUAUUUUGUGCAGUUUGUGGUCAGCAGUGGCAAAGCUGUUUUCACGUUCAAGAGCUAAUUUUUAAAUGUUUUUUUUAUAAAUAAGACCUACAAAUUCAUACAGAUGGUUUGCAAACUUUGA